AUGAAGACCGAGGACCUCAUCCAUAGCUACUGCCAGGUCAUUGGGACAGGAGACGAUGGGAGCAGCCCGUGCCUCAUUGUCUCCGUGGAGAAGGCUCCAAGGUACAGCGGGGGCGAGCCGACGGAGAACAAAAUACUGCGCCGAUAUCUGUUCAACGUUGGAGAGGGAACCCAGCGUUUCUGCGGAGAGGCCGGCGUGAAGCUGGCUAAGGUAAACAAGCUUUUCUUGACGGGUACGGGGGCGGAGGAGCAUGCGGGUCUAUCGGGACUGAUACUGACCUUGUCUGCUCUGGGUUCUCCGGCGCUUGAGGUGUUUGGUCCGACUGGAGUCGAUACACUCGUGGCAGGUCUUCAAGCCUUUGGGCCACGAGUCGGCAGAUGCCCUGCGGUUUCACCGAUGCCCCUCCCUCUUGGUCCCGGUGAAUCGCAGUGCAGCUACGUGCUAGGGGAUGAGCACAUGGAGGUCAGGUGCGGCGUGGUGGACCCUGCGCGAUCGCAGUCGUCGAAGAAGGUGGUAACGGUCGACUCUUCUUCAAGAGAGAGCUCUAGCAGCAGCAGCAGCGAUGAAGAGAGCAGCAGCGAAGAGAGCAGCAGCGAAGAGAGCAGCAGUGGCGAUGACGACAAUGACAGCUCCAACGAUGAAAGUGGAGGCGAGGGCCACCGGGAGAAGGUCAAGGAACAGGGGGGCAAGCAGAAACACGACAGAAGCGACGGUGGGAGCCGUGGUGGUGGUGACGACAUCGUGUCGAACAAACGGAGAGCAGAUGGUGCCGAUAGCCUCACCCCAGCACCUCGCGGCGAGAACAAGGCAACGGCAAACGGAGACGGAGCCAUUGCUAACCCGGGAGCAGGCCACCCAAAGGGUGCGAGAGCGGACCGACACCCGGAAAUACCCGCGGGUAUCCCUGCUCGGGGGCCUGCUGUGCUCUACCGCUGCAGGGUUCUGCACGGGGAAGGGUCUACCUUCCUUGUGCUCUCCUGUCCGAACGUCGCUUACGUUCCGGCCGUCAGGGACCAUGCGAUCGUCAGAGGCGCACGAGGCAAAGACAGUGUCCUGUUCGUUUUUCAUUUGUCCCCGGAGGACGUGGUCGACAGCGCGGCGUACGCCCCGCUGCUGGCCCUCAAGGGCACCCACGUGCUUCUGGGCUGUGGGCGCGAAGGGCGCAGGCGCGGAGCAGGCGGGCUGCAGCACCGCAAGCUGGCGGAGAGGUCUGUCCAGCUGAACUUCGUCGCUCCGCAGGCGUUCCCGCUGCACUCCGCCCUGGUAAAUACGGCGGGGCACGACGGCGCCGAUAGUGUCAGCUCUUGCGAGGAGAUAGGCACCGGGGGAUCAAGGACCGUAGUCGGACACACGCUGACGAAGGCGAUGUUGCUGCCGGUGGCCGCGCGCGGGAUCAACUUGUCGGCCGUAAGGCCUCCGGUUGAGGUUGCCGAGAUAUGGGAGGACAUGGAGCAGAGGGUGGAGGAAGCAGGGCUGAGAGACGAAAGGGAUGUAGUUGUGGCAAGGCUCUGGCGGGCGCACGGGCUGAUGAGGAAGAGCGGGCCACCAAGCGGCCUGACCAGGGAGAGCGGGCUGCCAAACGAGUGCCUGAAUCUAGGUGGGGAAGAUGGUGAUGAGGAGGACUACGACGCCGACGCCACGAUGCGGAACGAGCCGGGAGCCUCGGGCUCGGGCUCAGGCGGCGGGCUGGGCGGGGCCGAAGUUUUUUUCCUCGGAACGGGAAGCGCAGCACCUACGAAGAACAGGGGCUGCAGCGGCAUUUUGGUUCGGAUCCCGCAGGCUGGGCUGGUUGGCCACAAUGGCUUGGCCGCGGAGGGCGCGCCGCUGCGCCUGCUGAUAGACGCCGGCGAGGGCACCCUGGGGCACUUCGAGCGACAGUUCGGGCGGGAAGGGGCGCUGCGAGAGAUCCGGGGGCUCGACUGCGUGUGGAUUUCGCACAAGCACGCCGACCACCACACGGGGCUGUUCCGCCUUAUCGCGGAGCAUCACCGCGCGCGCCAAGCCUCUCGGCCGGCGGGGGGAGGGCCGCGGGAGGCAGCUGCCCCGCUGGUGGUGGUCGCUCCCAGCGCCGUGCUCACAUUCGUGAAGGCGUGCAAGGAGUUUUCGGGAGAGGACAUAUCGUACCAAGCGAUGCGCUGCAAGGACCUCGAGCGGGCUUGGCAUUGGCGGGGUGGCAGCGGUACCCGGGCCGGCCCCAGCCCCAGUGGGAGACGGGGCAGCAGGCGAGGGGUUUCCGCGUUGCUGAGCGGCAUGCGGUCGGUGUCGGUCAUCCACUGCCGGGAGGCGUACGGCCUCGUCGUGCAGCUGUGGGAGGACGGUGCGAAGCUGGUGUACAGCGGAGACACGAGGCCCUGCGAUCGCCUGGUGAGGGCCGGGACCGGGGCGGCUCUGCUUAUCCACGAAGCCACCUUCGACGACUCGAUGCAGCAGGACGCCGUGUCCAAGUUCCACUGCACCACGUCCGAGGCGCUGGAGGUAGGGAGGCGCAUGCGGGCGGGGGAGGUCGUGCUCACCCACUUCUCCCAGAGGUAUCCGCGGGUGCCCGUCUUGGACACCGAGCGGGCCCAGCACUUCUGCGUCGCUUUCGACGGCAUGGUCCUGAACGGCAACACGGUCGGCGUGCUUCCCGCGGCUGCGAACCUGCUCAGCCAAGUCUUGGAGCCUAAAGCAGAGGACGGCGAUGACGGGAAAGAAGAGAUAGUGCCUUCCUGA
Molecule: messenger RNA, 2712 nt
Organism: Ectocarpus siliculosus
Lineage: Eukaryota; Phaeophyceae; Ectocarpales; Ectocarpaceae
Source: the annotation of a GenBank genome assembly